AUGUGGCGUUUGUUCUACUGUUUCUUCUUACUAGCAGCUAGCGCUCACGUAAGGACUUCCUCCGCCGUCAAACAUUUACCGAGGCGGCGGCUGAAGUUGACCGACGACGAGGCGGGUCGAGCGGCCGAGGAGUUCUUCGACUACCCGCUGCAGUGGAGACAUUUCGGAGGUCUGGAACCGGGAGAACCGGCCGCCGCCUUUUCUGUGCCGACGCUGAGUGGGGAGUUCGCAUACCGGCCAGGAGAAGAGGGCUCGGCGGGGGUUUCUGUGCUCGUUCACGCGUUUACCAACAAGUCGGCAUUUCUUGAGUGUCUUUGGAGCUCCUCGGCGUCCUUGGCCAGCCUCGUUCUAGAGCUGCCGAACAGCGCUUACGUGCUUUUCCUCUCCCUGGACGAUUCCGCUGCCACGGACGCGCUUUGGAUGCAGGAGAGGCUGCAUGCCGCAGCCAAACAACACGGAAAAGAGGAAGUCUUGUCCCGACUACACGUGUCUCCUGUGCCAGUUUUUGCGGUGGCUAACUGGAUCGCCAGCGUCUUGUACUCGUGGACCUGCGCGGGCCACAACUGCGGCCUGGCACAGGCUGUUUUCACCUCUGUAGGAUGGGACAUGCCGGUGAUCGUCAAGCGACUAGACGCCAGAUACGAUUGGUUGACGGGUCGCUGGGCCAAGACGAAGUACGAGUUGAGGGAUGUGGGCGACGGAUGCCGACCCGCCCCGUCACUUGAGGGCGCUGUGGCGUGGGUGUCCGAUGGAAACUGCUCCUUCUUCGCCAAGGUUGCAAACAUGGCCAAAUCCAACGCGUCGGGUGUUCUGGUCUACGCCCGCCCAGGCUCAGCCAUCCAGGACAUGAACUGCGCCGGGGACGAGUGCGACGUUCCGCUCGAGCUGCCCGCUGCUAUGCUUCACAUCCAAUCGAAAGUAGACCUCGCUCUAAGUUCUGGAAUGUCAGUGAAGGUGUCUUUCCAGACAACGCCCACUCCUAAUUUCUUCCUUGGCAUCGACCAGCAGGGGAUGCUAGCCGAGAUGGGCUGGUUCCUCUACCCGUCAUUCAGUUUCCUCAACUGGCAGGCACAGUGGUUUGACUUCUGGUCGGCUAUGCAGCUGCGACUGCAAUCUCCCGCGACGGUGGUAGCUGUCUUUGACAAAGCGGAAAUGCAAGGCGACAAAGGGGCCGUUGCUGACGUCAACAUGCCGCCAGAUUUGUGGCGUUUCGACACGCUGACGUUGGACGCGUCGUUGUCGUGUCCCGGCGGCAGAGAUGCGACGUGUCCACCGUGGGAUCACGUGGUUCAGCUGUUCGUCUGCUGCGAUCCGCUUGGACCGUACUGCCAUCUUGAAAUGGGAAGAUGGGUGACGGCUUUUCGAAGAGGGAUCGGUCACUGGCAGACAGACGUCUCCCCGCUGCUCCCGGUGCUGGAUGCGAGUGUCUGUCGCCUGACCAUGAAGACGGUCCCGUGGGCGCGACCCUGGUCGGUCUCCCUCAACCUGAGGUUUAGCGUCGCCAACGUCACAGUUUAUCAUCCGAUCGACGUGUCAGAAGAAAAGCUCCGCCCUUUCCGAGUGAUGUCACUGUACGACGGCGGGACCUUCGACAAGACGUACAACCUGCGCCACCCGCCCAUUAAGUUCCCCGUGCCUGCCUCCACCAAAAAGGUGGAGCUCUACGCUGUCAUCACGGGUCACGGUAGCGACGACAACGGCUGCGGGGAAUUCUGCGUCACCUCGCACCACUUCCUCAUUAAUGACGUUCACAACAACACGCUUGCGUUCAGCACGGCGGGCACGGCGCUGGGCUGCGCAGCACGCGUGAAGGAAGGUGCGGUGCCCAACGAGCACGGCACCUGGCUUUACGGGCGCGGCGGGUGGUGCGACGGACUCCAAGUGGACCCUUGGAGGACGGACGUCACUGCACAGCUGGACGUUAGCGGGCAAGCGUCCAAUACGGUAGUGUACAGAGGACUCUUCAAUGGGGAGGACCCCAACCCGACUCAGCAGCCCGGUUACAUCAUCGUUACGUCCUUCCUCAUCUUCUACAAAUGA
Messenger RNA from Nerophis lumbriciformis (worm pipefish), 2040 nucleotides. The record is from RefSeq and is a predicted model, not a curated record. NCBI's taxonomy places the organism in Eukaryota, Metazoa, Chordata, Actinopteri, Syngnathiformes, Syngnathidae.